UGAUCCCUCAUCCCAUCUUUCUUUUUCUUCACUAAUCUUCUUUUUUUCCCACGCGCUCACACACACAAGACAGAUACACUGCAAGUACACAGUAACUUAAAGAGUAGAGAGACAUCAGAAAGAGAUAGCUUUUUAAAAAAAGCUUCUAGUUUUUACCUUUCUGUUGAUCAUCGCUUUUGUUUUUCUGUAAAAAGUCAUCUUUUGUGUUUCUCCUUUUUUUACCUGAUAAACAAUUUUCUCUUCCAAAACUUUCUUUCACUUCUUCCUAAAUUAAAUAUCUUGGCCGGUCCAGAAAGCUCUCUAUGCAAAGGUUUCUUCUUAUUAAGAUAACAUAGAGAAGAAGCAACAACAAAAAAAAAAACAGCAGCCAAGACUUUUUUCUUUCUUUCUUUGUUGAGACUUUUUUUUUACUUCUUGUUGAGAUGAGAGCAGAUUUGAUUACAAUACAGCAAACGCUGACGCCGGAAGCAGCAACAGUUCUCAACCAAUCCAUCGCCGAGGCGACACGUCGCAACCAUGGCCACACGACUCCUCUCCACGUGGCGUCCACCCUCUUAUCAUCCUCCUCUGGCUUUCUCCGACAAGCUUGCAUCAAGUCCCACCCAAACUCCUCUCACCCACUCCAGUGUCGUGCUCUCGAGCUCUGUUUCAGCGUCGCACUCGAACGCCUCCCUACUACAACCACUUCUCCAUCGCAAACGCAGGAGCCGCUUCUCUCAAACGCUCUAACCGCGGCUUUGAAACGCGCACAGGCUCACCAGCGUCGCGGUUGCCCCGAGCAGCAGCAGCAACCGCUUUUGGCAGUUAAAGUCGAGUUAGAGCAGCUUAUCAUUUCGAUUCUUGAUGACCCGAGCGUGAGCCGGGUCAUGCGGGAAGCUAGCUUCUCUAGCCCCGCCGUGAAAUCAACGAUCGAACAGUUGAUUUCCGGUAAUUCAGUUAAUCCGAGACAAACCGGAAUCGUGAAUUCGUCUGGGAUUGGGUUCGGUUAUCGACCUGUACCGGUUCCGGUUAACCGGAAUCCUUACGUUAACCCCCGGUUACAACAAAACGGGGCGAAUAGUGGUGGAAUGAUGAUGCAGAGGACUGAUGAAGUUAAACGGGUCAUCGAUGUAAUGAUCCGGACCCGGAAAAGAAACCCGGUUCUCGUCGGCGACUCAGAGCCUCAAAUUCUUGUCAAAGAGAUUCUAAAGAAGAUAGAGAGCGGAGAAUUCUCCGAUGGUCCGCUACGUAAUUUUCAGGUGAUCAGAUUGGAGGAUGAGUCAGUUGCACAAACGGCGACGAGGUUUGGUGAAGUCUCCGGGUUGUUGGAGACGAGGAUGGAGAAUUCGGGCGGUGUUGUUCUUGAUCUCGGUGAUUUGAAAUGGUUAGCGGCGAACGGUGGAGGUGGAGGAGGAGGAGCUUUGGUUGAGAUGAGGAAGCUUUUGGAGAGAUAUAAAGGAAGGUUAUGUUUUAUUGGUACGGCGACUUGUGAGACUUAUCUACGUUGUCAAGUUUAUUAUCCUUCGAUGGAGAAUGAUUGUGAUCUUCAAGCGAUUCCUAUCGCUGCUAAAUCUAUUCUUCCGACCAUGUUUCAAAGGUUUGGGAGUAAUAAUAACAACAACGCUAUGUUAUUAAGCAGUAACAUCAUAUCUCCGACGAGAAGCUCUCAGAUUCCGACGGGUAUAAUGAGCUGCUGCUCUCGGUGUUUGCAGAAUUAUGAAAACGACGUUGCUAAAUUGGAAAAAUCGUUAACCGGAGAUAACCGGUCGGUCUUGCCACAGUGGCUGCAGAACGCGAAAGCCGACAACGUUAGUGACAAGAAACUUACAAAAGAUCAAGAAAUUGUGGAGUUACAGAAGAAAUGGAACGACUUUUGUUUACGUUUACAUCCCAAACCGUCUCUGUCCGAAAGAACAUCUCCUCCGUCCUUGUCUAUUUUAAAACCAAACCCAAGAUCGGACAUAACUCCACCAGGAAGUCCAAUCCGUACAGAUUUGGUUCUUGGACGCCCUCACAACAGAGGUGUAUCCCCACCAGAGAAGAAGCUAGGAGAUUCAUUCGACAUCGAUCUAUUCAAGAAGCUACUCAAGGGCUUAGCGAAAACCGUUUGGUGGCAGCACGACGCAGCUUCUUCGGUUGCAUCAGCGAUCACUGAAUGCAAACACGGAAACGGUAAAUCAAAAGGUGAUAUCUGGUUAAUGUUCACCGGUCCAGACAGAACCGGGAAGACCAAAAUGGCGUCUGCCUUGUCCGAUCUAGUUUCCGGAAGCCAACCGAUAACCAUCAGUCUCGGUUCCGGUUCACGUACCGACGACGGUUUAAGUCUCCGUGGUAAAACGGCGUUGGAUAGGUUAGCUGAAACGGUUAGGAGAAACCCGUUUGCGGUUAUUGUAAUGGAAGACAUAGAUGAAGCUGAUUUGUUGCUACGUAACAACGUGAAGUUAGCGAUGGAACGAGGGAGGAUAUGUGAUUCGUAUGGACGUGAGGUUAGUCUAGGGAACGUUAUUAUAAUCUUGACUACAGAUUCAUCUCUCGGUUUAGCUGAAAACGUUGUUCCUAUCGAUGAGACAAGACUAGAGAGUCUGGUGAGCAGAGGAUGGAAGUUAAGACUCUCUGUUUGCAAUACAAGAAAACGCAAACCAAACUGGCUUUAUAAUGAGCAAACAAAGCAGAGGAAAGAGAUUUGUUUUGAUUUGAACGAAGCGGCCGAGUUUGAUUCCUCUAGUGAUGUAACGGUCGAGCACAACGAUCAAGAAGAUAAUAGUAACUUCCACCACAAGCUAGUGGCGUUAGCAUACGACACUAUAGUCUUUAGACCGGUUGAUUUUGGUACGAUCAAGAACAUGACUGUGGAAUCUUUAAAGAAACGUUUUUCUGACGGUUUAACGGUGGAGAUUGAAGACGAUGCUCUGGAGAGAAUCGCUGGUGCGAUUUGGCUAAGCAAGAUUAGCUUAGAGGAGUGGCUUGAGGAAGCAAUGGGUUCGAGUUUGAGUAGCGUGAAGUCUCGAGUGUCUUCUUCUGAAGAUUCUGUGGUUAGGAUUCAGCUUGAAGAUGAUGAUAUGAGUGAUCAAACCUCCGGAGGGUAUCUUCCGAGUAGUAUAAGAACGGUGGUCGUUUGAGUUUUUGUGUUUUUCUCCGGUGAGGGGUAUAUUCGUAAUUAUUGAAUUGGUGAAGGGGAAAGAUGUAAAUAGUUUUAUGUCUCCAAACCGUCUUUGGCGGGGAGAGAAAAAGUUCGGUAAAACAUUAAACAGUAAAAAAAUAAGAGUUAUAAAAAACUGGUUAUAAUAUUAAAAUCAACGGCUGAGAAUAAUUCACAGGCUUUAUAGGAUCUUAUAUAUGAAAGUAAAAAGUUUGAUACUCC
Eruca vesicaria subsp. sativa (arugula) is the source of this 3340-nucleotide messenger RNA. Lineage: Eukaryota; Viridiplantae; Streptophyta; Magnoliopsida; Brassicales; Brassicaceae. The record is from the annotation of a GenBank genome assembly.